Molecule: messenger RNA, 1653 nt
Organism: Strongylus vulgaris
Lineage: Eukaryota; Metazoa; Nematoda; Chromadorea; Rhabditida; Strongylidae
Source: the annotation of a GenBank genome assembly
AAAGUUGGAGAGCAUGUCUUUGCUCAAUUUCGUGAGCCACACUGUGAACGCCGUAAUUCUGAAAGCGUUGCUCAAUUAUAUCGUCUUGUGCGUUUGAACACUUCUUUAUUCGAUAUCACGUUGGCUACAAAUCUCGUGUCUUACAUAUGUGCUCGUUCAUCACAUCUCCCCGUUGAACUCACACCAUCAUCUAUUCCUCAAAUAAACGGUCAGGAUGUGGAAGCAAUAACUCAAGUUGUGCGCUUAAUGCUUCUCAUUGAUACUCCCGUUGCAAAGCUAGCCACUGAUCUUGCUGCUUUCAUAGCAUAUUUUGAUCACCACUACUGCACAAGUGCUUACGAUGAUUGGAUCCCACCAUUGGCAACCCUGCUUUCAAGAUAUGCCCGUGAAUCACUUGCAUUCUUCUUGACCGAGGAUUCUCUGGCUAUGCCUUGUAGAAGAGCUUUGCUGAGAAAGCUUAUCAAAGACGAAGAAUGCAGCCCCCUCCGCGCACUCUUAAUGGAGGAUUCUAAUUAUUUCAAUAAUAUGCUCGAAAAUAAGGUCAUGGAUCCGUCAGGCGAUUGGGUGGAAGCUUCUAAUGCCCAUCAAAGCGAGAAUGACAUUAUGGAACGUGAGAUGCUUUGUCUGCACAUCAUCGAUGCAGUUUCACGAAGGAAUGUACAUUGGUUUGCUGGAGCCAAGGAACUUAUUCUCAAAUUAAGACAGUUAUGGAACAAUGGCGACUUCAAGGCUCGUUAUGUGGUUCACGCCCCUUGCGAAAAGGAUCUUCUUGAAUUAACAAUAAAAAUGAUGACGGAACACAAGUACAAGGUUCCUAGGCUCAUCGUUAACUGCUUUAUUCGGUAUUAUAGGCACAAUAAUAAUGAUCUCGACCUUUUGUGUGAUAUAUUGUUCGUAUUCAUUGGUCGCUACGUAACAGACUUCUGUUUCGUUCGUGAAUUUCUUGAAAAGGAAGUGAUUCCGGCAUACUCUAUGGAGUGGCGAAGAAAACUAUUUUCUUUUGUAUUGGAAAAGUUUGAGGCUGGUGGUUCUACCGUAAUCAAAGAUCUCUUAUAUGUGAAAAUCCUGCAAUACGUCCUGAUUCCCAGUCUUCAGUGGGCGUUUGAGCGUUAUAAUGUCGAUGAGAUUCUCGGGGUGUUGCAAAACCCACAGGAUCAGCCAGAGAUGGAUCCUGAUGAUCUUGUCUACCGACUGGCACAUAUCAUAGACCAAAGUCGGCAAGUUAUGAGCGAUGGUAUCGUGAUUGCUUUGUAUCAACUCAGUACCUUGCUGGUUAAAUAUGCGCCUCGUCAUGUUCAUAACAAUGAUUCAAAAAAACAUGGAUGGCGAUUACGAGUGUUUAUGCUGUUUGCGUGGUCUUGUCUGACAGCAUCGAAUAGGCAGGAUGCUACGCUUCGCUAUACUGGAUUUCUGUUCAUUUCGCAUAUCUGCCAAAAGUUCCUCAUAAAUAGAAAGAUUGUACUGCAGGUAUUCCAAAGCCUUUGUGGAUCAUAUCAGUAUGAUAGCCGUGAGCUCGUACGCCGUGCAGCUGAUGUGGUAACAGCGGCAAUGCCAAUUCGUAUGGAAGAUGGACAUCAACAAAUGUUUAUAAACGUGAAGCGAGUCCUAUGUGAAGAAGCGCAUAGCCUUGCUCAUAUACAGCACAUCGUGUAA